GGAAUGCUCUAAGUUGGUCCUAGGUGUGUGCCUUUUGGGGAAGGUUGGGCGCCGAGCUGGCAAACUCGACACUAAAACUCCACUGCCAAUCAUGAGCGGACAGGAGAUCCGUUGUGGCGACCCCUAACCGGGAAAAAGCCCAAAGAUGAUUUGUUAAAAAUGUUUCCCCUGUGAGUAACAGACUAAGCAAGUCUUGAGUUUGUUUCCGGAUUCAUAUCUCUGAAGUACACGCGUUUUAUUUCUAUAGUGGCCUGCACGUAAGGGAAUAGCGGUUCCCCCCAGUAAAACCGAUUGACACGAAAUAGGCGGCGGAACGAUUUUUUCACCUUUUUAGUAAAAUCAUGAGCGCUUUUACCAACAUUUACAAUGGUCGCCAGGUCGCCAAAAGAGAACACCAAGAAUGAAGAAAUUCUGAAUUCGUUGAAAUAUGUCCGUCCAGGUAAUGGGUUUGAGCCAGACUUCCCCUUGUUUGCAAAGUGUGAUGUCAAUGGGAAGGAUGCACACCCUCUCUUUACCUUUCUGAAAGAGAAGCUUCCUUAUCCCAGUGAUGAUGCGCUGUCAUUAAUGACUGAUCCAAAAUUCAUUAUCUGGGAACCAGUCUGCAGGAAUGACAUCUCCUGGAAUUUUGAGAAAUUUCUUAUUGGCCCAGAUGGAGUACCCUACAAGCGUUACAGCAGGAAGUUCCUCACCUCAGAUAUUGAAGGAGAUAUCCAGAAGCUGCUUCAGAAUGUCCAGUAGACUUGUAAGCUAGGCUCAUGUUACCCACAGGACCCCAUCUAGUGUAAUGUUUCUAACUUCCAAAUGUGAGCUGUAAGUGUAGUUAAAGCCAUGUUUGCUGUCCAUGACUUCAGGUUGGUUUUGCUUUCGUGCUGUUAUCUAGUGUUACUUUGUCUUGUUUAGUGAUGGAGCUUUUUUGUCAAAUUAAGUGGAAAAAGCACCUGAUGUAUUGAAAGUCUUUGUAGCAUUGUUUAAUGCAUGUUUAAAGCAGAGCUGAUUCUGUAAGUCAACAUGGUAACUGCCUUAAUUACAAUAAAGCUUUUAUGGUUAAAACUGAA
Molecule: messenger RNA, 1055 nt
Organism: Protopterus annectens (West African lungfish)
Lineage: Eukaryota; Metazoa; Chordata; Ceratodontiformes; Protopteridae
Product: glutathione peroxidase 1-like
Exons: 2
Coding region: 367-738 (123 amino acids)
Biological process (GO): glutathione metabolic process; response to hydrogen peroxide; hydrogen peroxide catabolic process
Cellular component (GO): cytosol; mitochondrion
Molecular function (GO): glutathione peroxidase activity
Source: RefSeq, a predicted model, not a curated record